GUGUGCGUGUGUGUGUGUGUGUGUGUGUGUGUGUGUGUGUGUGUGUGUGUGUGUGUGUGUGUGUGUGUGUGUGUGUGUGUGUGUGUGUGUGUGUGUGUGUGUGUGUGUGUGUGCGCGUGUGUGUGUGUGUGUGUGUGUGUGUGUGUGCGCGCGCCAGCAGGAGGUUGCGGACGGAGACAAACAUGGUCGCCCGAACACUGCCUUUAUUCUUCUACCUCCUUCUCCACUACUGCACCGCGCACCGUACGUGUUGUGCGAUUCGUCACACGCUUCCCCCUCCCGCCGAGAGAGUCGUAGGUACAAGGGCAGUUGAUACCGUCAUAAUGUCCUCACAUAUGAACGAUGUCAGUCUGGCAGUCCGGUGACGACCACCAGUGCUCAGGUGGCCGAGGCUGGCUGUUGCACUCCGGAAGACAUAUGCAUGCCCCUAUGAAGGAAGAUUUGGACGCAAGGAAGCCGUGGGAACUCAGGUGCCGUUGCGACUUGGAGACACGCGGUGUCUCCUGCUCGAACCUACGGUGGACUGGGUCAUUAAGGCGGCGUCUCUGUUGGUCUGGUACGUCUAGAAAAUGUCUGUGUCUUUUUGGUCCUUGUGCACAGCGUUGUCGCAAGAAUCCUUGGCUAGGGAGCAGUCCUGAUAGGUGGUGCUGAAGGUGUGUUCGACAACGUUUCUUUCUUACAAAACGUCAUAUUCGUUGCGUUCGCCUCGGGUUUAGUUGCCUUGCGCACUGACGUUUUCCUCGUUGCAACUGUUCUUGAUGUUGUUGAUGUUGAUCUUUGUUAUGUUGUUGCGAAGUUGUUGAUGCAGCUUAUCUAUUUGAAUAUGCCUUUGAUUGCGUGCGCAAAUUGACGUGGAGACGAAUAGGUAGCUUGUAUGUCGUUCCUUGUUGUGGGACUUGUCUGGGGGCGAGUGCAGCAUGCUAGGCUUCUUAAAAGACUCUUCCGAGACUGCUGCGACGUCAUUCAGUUUACAGGCUUUUGUCAUUUGACAGCGUGCGAUGCUGCUCGGCACGUGCGAAGCUACUGAAGUGGCAGCGGCUUGUUGAGUUGUAGUACGCAGAAGAAGACUUGAGAGUCGCGGAGCACCUUGAUCUCUAUAUUUCGCUUCAUUUCAUUUAUUAUACCCUCAAGGCUUGGAGGUUUUACAGAGGGGACUGGGUAACACGUAAAUUCAGAACAGUACUACAAGAAAAAAAAAUAAAAAAAUACAACAUAAAAAUACGAUUUGACAAAUAAUUUAGUAGCAGUACAAUGAGCAAUUACAAAAGCUAUUACAAAAAAGGACAAGAUAUCCAAAUACAUGAAACCGCAUUCUGGCAAGUAAUGUUGGUUAAGGCAUCACGAAACGAGAAAUUAUCGCUGAUGGACACAGUGUUUACGGGAAUCUGGUUCCAUGUACGUUGUUCCAAAUUGUCUUCACCUUGAAAGUUACAUGCGUUGGUGCUGGUACUCGUAUUCUGGUUUCGUCUUGGCAGUAAGCAAUUUGGCUUCGUUUCACGAGAACAACUGACUGUUGCGUUAUUUUCUCGAUUUUUGUUGCUGAUAAAGAAGUUUGUGCCCAUGCUGUUUCGAAUUCCUGGUGAUUGAGCGCUCAUGUUCUCUCGAAGAAAGUUCGUCUGCCUGCGAUGUCGUGGCAUCGUGCUCAAUCAUGCACUGCGGCCUAAUGUUCAUACAAGAGUCGUGUGACUUGAAAGUGCAUAGUGGCCCGUGCAUUUGAGACGAGCGGUAGAAUCCGUCAGAGGCUUCAACGACGAACGACAUCAGCGCUGCAGCUUGCUGAAGACGUAGAUAUUGUUGACUCAUGUACGGAGGUCAAACCUGGUUCAAUGUUGGAUUUCGAAGGAGCGAAUAGGCGUGCGGAUCGUUUAGUGCGCAGUGGCUUUUCUUUUAUUGGGAAUGUCAAGUUCAUGCUAAACGUGCGAUUGCGCGUCUUCUUCGUGGGAACAUCAUGGCAAGAAAAAUUCGCCGAGGAUCUGUUAAUAUGGGGCUUUGUUUCGGAAUGAUGAUGAUCGCUACAUCGAAACUGUGUGUGACUGCGACGACCCAGUUGAAAUGUCUGCAGCUCGUCGAUAAUGGAGGGGUCGUAAACAUUAAAUUGGCUGAUCAUUCCGUCUUCGAUUUUAUUCUAUUAUUCACUGUUUUCAAGUAUGUGCGUGAGUUAGAAGCGAAAUGCCGCACCGGUGACGUAAUCGUUGAAAUUUGCGACCAUAUCCCAUUGCGACCAUGAUGCAGCGGAUGCGUGGAACACAAAUAGGCGAAACCAAUCUUCCACGGGCCCAUCGUCCGCUGAUCCGGUGUACUUGGGUAUGACCAAGACUUGCGGUGAUGCGGUCAUGAUACUGGUCGGUGUCGGUGGUGGAGCUGUGCGCUCUGGAUUCACGCCGUGGUGUUGAGAACUUGCAUCAUGAUGUGAAGCCGAUGAAGUGGCUGGCAGGUCUUUAUUCUGUCGACUAGUGUGACGCGAGCAGGUGGUUGCAGACGCAGACAAACAUGGUCGCCCGAACACUGCCUUUGUUCUUCGUCCACCUCCUUUGUUCUUCGUCCACCUCCUUCUCCACUAUCGCAGGGCGUUCAAGGGCGUUCAAGCUGGUGACGCAUUCACUCUCGACAUAAUGUUGGCAGGUGGUCGGAAGCGCGGCGGAUGAAUGUGGCGCCACUUGAUGUCUGUAUAUUGGCCUAUCUCGCAUAUUUGGCGCCAUAACAUCUUCGCACCAAACUUGCACUAAAGCACACGCUUUCUUUCUGCCCUCGUGAAACUAUUUUGUGAGAAUCAUCGUGCGUUACAGCACAAGAACCUCGUACCGAAAGGGGUCUCCUUUUGAACUUCGUCCAUUAGCGGAAAAGUCAAUUUUUCUUUCGACAGCUUUUGUACGCCUACGCGGUCUCACCGCAGGGGCGUCCGUAUGGAGCGCUUCUGCGUCAUCCCUCCUCCCGAACGUACAAUGUCUCUUCUUGGACCACUGCCCGCGGCCACCACUGUGUACGCGCCGGCCUUUUGCGGCUGCAACCGAGCAGCCCGCGUGGACACCGCCCCCGUGCGCAAGAACCUUUCAGCGGUUACGCAGCGAGCGAGCACGCGCGUCGCAUGCAUUGCGCCUGCUGGGAAGGAGUCACCAUUAUUUCGUCACCUGGAGAGUCAGCGGGUACUACACACCACUUGCUAAACGCUCCUUAGCGACGCGAGAAAAGAGGAGCGGGUCCGGACGAAGAGGAGCGGGCGCGAUUAAUAGACAAACAACAAAACGCGUCGACGGCGACAACGAUAAGAAACGAGAGGAGAAGGGAGGCAACAUUGAGAAGGGCACUGGGCACGGGGCGCAGAAAGGAAAACCGUAGCUACGGUACGGUGAAGAGAGCAAAAGGAAACGAGCACAAAAACAGGAGGGUUACGGUGGGCGGGACUGGGAGCGGGGGUAUCUUCCCCAAAAGGGGGGUCCUCCUUUUUCCCCCUUCCCCCCACGUAACAAGGAGAAGCGGGCUCUUGUGCACAGAGCGAGCGUAGAAGUGUUGGCGGGGGUCUUGUGGGGAGGGUCACAAGAAGGGGGUGUCCACAUAACGCCGGGGAGGCAUGCGCGGUGUCCCUUCCUUCGGCAGGACCCUUGCCCCCUACCCAUGGUGACAAAAAGAAAGGAAAUAAAAAGGGAAAAACGAUGAACAAUGUCGCCUGUUUCCUUCUCGCCACGUCUUCGUGUGCCUUGAAAAGAAAGCUGCUCACUCGGGACGGCGUUAGAACGCGAGUUCUCCGUAAUCAAAGAGGCAGCGGUUCCUCUCCCGUCCGAACCAGCGCCACGUCGCACGCGUGCUUCGGAGUUUCGGACUGACCCUGGACGGGCGCCUGAGCGGACUUGUGUACUGUCUCCGGGGGCGCUAGAACCUGUGUGAGCUCGCUCGCUUCGCUUGACCUACGUGCUAGGCCUACGGGCCUGGAGAGUUGUUCUUCUUCUGGUCCUUCCCGGUGUUCAAGACAUGCCGCGCUGUUGACGAAGCUUCGACCGACGUAUUGCGAAGACGCCUACGGCCCGACCCGAGCCAUCAUGCAGUCGCCUACGUGCCACCAACAGUCGACGGCGUUCCUCAGAAGAAAGGUGAUGAAGCCCUUGAUGGAGAAGCGUCGCAGGGCUCGCAUCAACAACUGCCUCUCGGAGCUGAAGCGGUUCCUAAUGGCCAACGACGGCGGCACCUUUGAGAAGCAGAGCUCGAGGUCGCAACGCAUCGAGAAGGCCGACAUCCUCGAGAUGACCGUCAAGUUCCUCCGCCAGCGGCAGUUCCACAUCGAAGGUGAUUCCCACGAAGAAGCCGAGCGCACGCAGCGGUUCCACGAAGGUUACCGGCACUGCGUCUUCGAGGUGUCCCGGUACGCGAGCGCCAUGGAGCCGCAGCUGCGGGACACCCUGCUCACCCACCUGCAGUCCAGGCUGCACCACCUGGCGGCCAGCACGGGCAGAACCGGCGUGCAGCCGGCCUACGCGGACGAGGCCGUCUCGUCGACCAACGGCGAUGCGCCGGACCUGCGAUCGGGAGUCGGGAGUCCCGCAAGGCUGCUCGAUUACCGUUACGAGGCUGGCUCCGUGAGCGACGCCAGCGAAGAGGAGUCGUCGUCUUCGGACUACGGCGACGCGGCCUCUCUCGACGCCGAGCCAUUCGUGCGCUCCGGUUGUCAGGACGAACCUCGCGACUACCGCCUGCACAGGGACGAGAGGCUGGACCACGACGGCUCCAACGAGCCCAUGUGGAGGCCGUGGUAGCUGCACGACGGAGACGGCGUGCCGCUCGAGAGCGAACGAAAUUCCCAUAUGGUUGCGCUGUUAUCGAAUUCUGUCAAUCCGCGUAUAGAAGAGGUAAACGGAACGUUUCCUUCAUACAGCAACGCAUACUUCGACAGACCGGUUUGAUUCAAUAACAGGACAUCCAUAUAGCGCUGAAGCAGGGCCGCACAAGGCCGACCUGUAUGUGACCAGUUUGUCAGCGCUACAAUCGCUCGUUGAAAUUCUAAAACGGGAGAUCGUAUAGCAUAAAGAUUAGAUGUAUCAUUAUUAUUAAACACUUGUUUUCCUAAAUGGAGAUUGAAAGCUGUUCAAAGUAAUGUGAAAGCAUCACGAUGUUCGAUUUGCCGGGAAAAUCUGAUGCGAACUUGUCUUGUGUAUCCCUCCUGAUGUAUUCCCGCUUUACCGUCCCCCAGAGUAAGGUAGCCAACCAGACGCAUUUCCGGUUAACAUAGCUGUCAUCUCUCUUUAUUUCCUCCUCCUCCUGAUGUACCUGAGCAAAAUUAGGGACAGUUCUGAGGGCGGGUGAAAUGCCACAACUAGAGCAGUUAAAGAAAGUAUAUUCUGUACUACACUAUUAUGAAACAAGUUAUGUAGACAAGGUUAACAUACCGGCGUGCGACACAAUUGAUGCAGUAUAUUUUUAAUAGUGCGGAGCGCUGUAAUCAAAAGUAAAGGAGAAAAGUGUGGCUUUUAAUUAAAAGAGCACUUUAGCAAGUGUGAAGAUGCGGAUACGUGGAUACAACGCAUGCCAAGCGUUUGUCGCGCCACCUGUAUACAUCGGCGAUUCGGAAAAACCAACGAGACCACGGGGGCCGACAGUGCUGAUAUUUUAUAUUUAACUUUCAUUUAUUGCCUAAAAAACGUUCAUACGAUAUUGUACUUGAAUAGUUGUUGCACCCUUGCUUUUUGCAGAGAUGGGGAAGUCUAAGUGGCUUGAAAUGUGAGAGAUCAAAAUCUUUUCGCUAUGUACCAAAGAACUUAAUUAAGAAGUUGUUUAACUUAUAAAGGCCAUCAAAAUUAUUUUCGUUCUUAAGCGCUACGUUAUGCGUGAGAUUUCACGCGAAGGUGGACAUAGCCGCUAAGAUAAGAACUUACUUGUCGUGAAGUCUGUGCAAGCUUUUGAGCUGCUGACGCAAAGGAAAUACAGAUCCAGUCAUUUGGCAAACAGAAGUCGGAGCCAUGUGCCUUUAUUGUGUUUAACGAUAUGCAUAAUAAUAGGUUUUCUCUUCUUGAUCACGUGUCUGUUACGAUGGAUCACUUGCUCAACUUAAUUAUGCGUUGCGUGUCUGUAUUAGUUUUUGCAUCCGUAUUUAUUAACGUCCCUACUGGGACAACGCUUCGUGUUAAACGCGUUGAUGUGUAAAUAUGUAAAUAACAAAGGAAUGAAAUUGUUUGUUCAGGAUAAUUUCAUCCAGAUAUGUUUAGAGCGUGUAUUGUCAACCCACGUGAUAUAGUCAGAUAUGCUAUGCACUAAGCGCAUUGAAAGAUGCGUGCAUGUUAAAGAGGCUUGCGAUGUGCUGUUAAACUCUGACUGCCGCAUAGUGAGCACUACGUGAAGUAAGUAAACUGUCACCUGAUGAAAAAAUGACAAUAAAUAUUGAGUUGA
Dermacentor andersoni is the source of this 6372-nucleotide messenger RNA. Its product is annotated as transcription factor HES-2-like. The record is from RefSeq and is a predicted model, not a curated record. Gene Ontology annotation, molecular function: DNA binding; protein dimerization activity. Gene Ontology annotation, biological process: regulation of DNA-templated transcription. NCBI's taxonomy places the organism in Eukaryota, Metazoa, Arthropoda, Arachnida, Ixodida, Ixodidae.